Molecule: messenger RNA, 2486 nt
Organism: Pelobates fuscus (common spadefoot toad)
Lineage: Eukaryota; Metazoa; Chordata; Amphibia; Anura; Pelobatidae
Gene: PRRT1
Product: proline rich transmembrane protein 1
Exons: 4
Coding region: 199-885 (228 amino acids)
Cellular component (GO): membrane
Source: RefSeq, a predicted model, not a curated record
GUCAAUAGGACUAGCCAUUUCCAUCUGCUACUCUGUGUCUGACAGUCUAUCUGUGUCUAACGGUCUAUCCAUCCAUCGUCCGUCCAUCAUUUAUCAUUGCAAGUCUCUGCUGAUCUCAUCAGCACCACAGGAGAGCUGGUGGUCAGAGGAAGGGCAUAGGGAAAUACGCAGAGAUGCAACAGAGAAGAGAGAGGAUUCAUGGAGGAGACUGGCCCUCCGGACUCCGGACCCCACAACUCACCCCCACCUUAUAACCAGCCUGCGGGGGAUGGACCAUGUAAUGGAGUAAUACCUGGCUAUAAUGACCCUCCACCUCAGCCAUCCAGUGCCACACUCCCCCGCCAGGAUCCCAAGGGAUACCUACAAGAGACCCAAUUUACAGGUCCUCCCCCUACUCCCCAAGGCUAUGUGGUGCAGACUCACACUCAAGGGGGAACGUUACCUGGAGGGGGCUAUGUUCCACAACAAGCAGGCUACCCCAUGCAUUUGCAGCCAUGCACAGCGUAUGUACCCGUUUACCCAGUGGGAACGCAAUAUCCGGCAGGAUCUGUACCACCUCAGCCUGGGAUGCCACCUCCACAAAUUCCCCCUGGACUGGCCCUCUUAGAGCCACGGCGUCCCCCUCAUGACUACCUGCCUAUCGCUGUUCUCACCACCAUCUGCUGCUUCUGGCCCACUGGAGUCUUUGCGAUUAUAAAAGCAGUUCAGGUGAGGACGGCUCUGGCUCGUGGUGACAUUAUGUCAGCAGAGAUAGCUUCUCGAGAAGCUCGGAACUUCUCCUUCAUCAGUUUGGCAGUGGGAAUCGCUGCCAUGGUCUUGUGUACUAUUCUCACCGUGGUCAUCAUCAUCGCUGCCCAGCACCAUGAAAACGAGUGGGGGCCAUGAGUUAUCCAUCGUGGCAAAAGGAGAGCAGAAAGAUGUGCCAAGACCUCCAAAUAUUCCUAAUUCUCUCACUCUCUUCACUUUCUUUCCAUUUCAUAUUUUUUCCCCCGAUUUCAAUUUCUUUACCUCUCCUUUCACAACGCUCUCUCAUCUUUUUUUCAUUGCAUCUCUUUUCACUCUUUAGAUAUUUUAUUAUUUUCUUGCCCAACAGGUUCUAUCAUUUUAUAUAUUUUCUAUCUCCCAUUAAUUAUUUUCCUUACAUUAAACUUUCUUUCACUUUAUACCUUGUCUAUUCUUCUAACUUUGCACCUAUUCUUUUGUAUCUUCCACUUGCUCCCUACCUGCACAUUUACCCUUCAGCCCAUGACUUCUCCUUGGUAUAACAAGUAAUACAGGUGCCACCUUGGGGGGUAUUACAGGGACACUAGAUGAAUAUUAUAAAAGUAUUAUUGGGGCUGUGAGAGUAUUAUGGGAGUAUCUUUCAACUUUGUUUUAAUUAGACCGAGUGCCAAAAAAAAUGGGCCAUGAUAUAUGUGGGUUUGGGGAGAAGCCACAAAAUGGUACAGAUUUUGAGAAAUCAGACAAAGAAUGAGUUAGGCGGACUGUGAGAAUGCUGAUUAAUGAAAGAGGAUGGGAAGGAUAGUGAGCUAUGAGUGAGUGAGACAAAAAAGAUAUUUUUAGAAGUAAAAAUCAUUGUAUGUGUGUGAGAUUUACAACUUGAAGGAAAUAGCGUUUUAGACAGCCAUACAGAACUUAUUGGAUAGAGAGAGGACUCAUUUUAUCAAGUGAUCAAAACACUCUCCAACAUUCCGUGAAGUCCUCUAGUCAAGCGGUUAGAUGUCUCAACCCUUGAUAUCAACAACAAGAGGAAAGCAACGAUUUGGAAUGUUUUGAGUGUUCUUUCUCAUAGUUUCGUACAGGUAGAUUAUUCAGAAACAAUGCAAAAGAUAAAGGCGAUAGCGGGGCUAUUGUCAUAGCGUGACGUCUAAGGGUUGGCGUAACCCCUGGUAAAUGUCUGAGAAGGUCUCCUGCUGCAUUAAUUGUUAAUUACACUCCCGCCGUUCGCUAAUGAAUUUUAUUUAAUGUUGUAUUGCGUGAGGUCCUGUCUACAGUGUGAUCGAGAACGUGAUCAUUUUCUGAGAGGGUAACUAUGAAUGUUACAACGCUGAGUAAUAUUUCAUGUUGACUGGUAGGAGUUUAAUUAACACUUGCUUCUAGUAUAUGUGCUGAUAGCCAAAAUAUCUAAUGGUAAAACUGAGGGAGUUAAGACAAAAAAAAGGAAAUUAUUGUGAUAGGGAACUAUCUAAAAUAACUAGAUGAAGAGUUGGACAGUCAGAUGGAUAUAAAGUUUGCUUCUGGGGCAAAUUUGUAAAAGUGGAGCAACCUGCAGGAACAUUUAGGUGGUGUCCAUGGAAACUGCUCCACUGUAUGAAUUUCGCUGUCCGGUUAUUCUUUAUAAAUAACUUCUAUAGCGUGCUGGGGUGUAAUACGGAAAGAUGGCUGGUGGGCGCAAUAAACAGAACUUGGGAGACCGUUCAUAUAUACGUGACUUGAGACUGUGUGUUAAAGAUGAAGCUUCUAUAUUUAAGCACAGUGUUAUAUUG